This is a messenger RNA of Lotus japonicus, 629 nucleotides long. RefSeq names its product nuclear transport factor 2B-like. Lineage: Eukaryota; Viridiplantae; Streptophyta; Magnoliopsida; Fabales; Fabaceae. The transcript is spliced from 2 exons. The coding region runs from base 92 to 463 and encodes 123 amino acids. Gene Ontology annotation, biological process: nucleocytoplasmic transport. Gene Ontology annotation, cellular component: nuclear pore central transport channel. The record is from RefSeq and is a predicted model, not a curated record.
AGAAUAAGAAGGGUCCCCUCCCGGGUGCGGCGCAGUGUGUGAGUGAAAGAAGAAGAAGAAGAAGAAGAAGAAGAAGAAGAGGGAAAUAAAAAUGGAUCCAGACGCGUUAGCAAAGGCAUUCGUGGAGCACUAUUACUCAACCUUCGAUUCCAACCGUGCUGCUCUUGCUAAUCUCUAUCAGGAAGGUUCCAUGCUCUCUUUCGAAGGUCAAAAGAUUCAAGGUUCUUCAAACAUCGUCGCUAAACUCACCUCUCUCCCUUUCCAACAGUGUCAUCAUUCCAUCACCACCGUCGAUUGCCAACCCUCCGGCGCCACCUCCGCCAUGCUCGUCUUCGUCAGCGGUAACCUCCAACUCGCCGGUGAACAACACGCCCUCAACUUCAGCCAGAUGUUCCAUUUGAUGCCAACACAGCAGGGAAGCUAUUAUGUGUUGAAUGACAUAUUCCGUUUGAACUAUGCAUGAUAAUAGACCGUAGAGUGUGUGACAUUGAAGGCCAUAGAAAUUUGCCUACAGUUAUUUUCACUUCAGACAUUGGAAAUUGACAAUGGUUUCUUUUUGGUUCGUGUUGAACGCUUAAUUGUACCUCUUCUGUUUAAUAUUCUGUUAUAUGAUUGGUUUGAACUUUAAA